Messenger RNA from Phalaenopsis equestris, 378 nucleotides. RefSeq names its product probable aspartyl aminopeptidase. Gene Ontology annotation, biological process: proteolysis. NCBI's taxonomy places the organism in Eukaryota, Viridiplantae, Streptophyta, Magnoliopsida, Asparagales, Orchidaceae. The record is from RefSeq and is a predicted model, not a curated record. Bases 133 to 372 code for a protein of 79 amino acids. Gene Ontology annotation, molecular function: aminopeptidase activity; zinc ion binding. The transcript is spliced from 2 exons.
UACGUAGCUGUUUUUCGCCCGCCGUCCAGAAUCACACGGCACGCAACGCAAACUCUGCCGAGCAUUUUUCUUGCGGUCGGGCGAGUAAAAUCGCGCACACCUAAAUCGAAGUCGUGAGAUUAGAGCACCGGCAUGGCCGCCGUCGAUCCAGUGGCUACUGAACUCAUUGAUUUCCUCAACGCAUCUCCAACUGCCUUCCAUGCCGUUGAUGAGGCGAAGAGGCGAUUGAAGAAGGUUGGGUUCGAGCAGGUGUCGGAGAGAGAGGAUUGGAAUCUGGAACUUGGGAAGAAGUACUUCUUCACUAGAAAUCAUUCUACCAUCGUGGCCUUUGCGAUUGGAAAAGGGUGUCUUCUUCGAUCACUUCCUACUUGACAGACA